GCUAUCACCACAGCCCAGAACAGCAGGCGUCCCAAAGCCAAGUUUCAGAGCUGCCUGGUGCUCCUAGACUAAGGAGUGAGCUGCAGACAUGGCUCACUUUGCGCAGCUCAUGGCUGAAGUGGGCGACUUUGGUCGCUUCCAGGCAAAGGUGACCAUCCUGAUGGGCAUCCCCAAUUUCCUGUCUGCCUUCUUCGUGUUUAGUCAGGUCUUCAUGGUCCUCGAUGAGGCUCACCACUGCUCAGUGCCCUGGGUCAAGAACCACACUCUCAACCUAAGUGCUGCAGAGCAGCUGGCAAUAAGCAUACCCAACGACACAGCGGGCAGACCUGAGUCCUGCCUCAUGUUCCAGCCACCUCCUGACAAUGCCAGCCUGGAAGACAUCCUCAGCCACCGCUUCAAUGAGACACAGGCCUGCGACUCAGGCUGGGAGUAUCCUGAGAACAGGCCUCAGUCCCUAAAGAAUGAGUUUGACCUGGUGUGUGAUCGGAGGAACCUGAGGAGGACUUCACAGUCGGUGUUCAUGGCUGGCCUCCUUGUUGGGGCCCUCAUUUUUGGGCCCAUCUGUGACUGGAUUGGCCGCAGAGCCUGCAUUCUGGUGCAGCUGUUUAUGUCAGGCAUCAUGGGCGUGGCCACAGCCUUCGUGCCCACCUUUGAGCUCUACAUGACUUUCUGCUUUCUCUCAGCUACUGCUGUCUCUGGAUACAUGAUGAGCACUAUGAUCCUUAUUUCAGAAUGGGUGGGGCCGUCCAGGAGAACACGAGCCAUGGUCCUGUCCCAGAGCAACUUUGCCUUUGGCCAGAUGGUGCUAGCAGGCCUGGCCUAUGGUGUCCGCAACUGGAGACUGCUUCAGAUCGCAGGCACCGCACCAGUCUUCCUGCUCGUCUUCUACUUCUGGGUUUUGCCAGAAUCUCCUCGGUGGCUCCUCUCCAAAGGAAGGAUAGAGGAGGCCAAACAACUGAUCCAGAAGGCAGCCUUGGCGAACAGGCGGUCCCUUUCUCCAGAACUCCUGAGCCAGCUGACCCCUGAGAAGACAGGUCCCUCGGGAAAUGCGCUGGAUCUUUUCAGACACCCCUAUCUCAGGAAGGUGACACUGGUUCUCAUUGCUGUCUGGUUUGUGGACAGUCUGGUGUACUAUGGCCUUGGUCUCCAAGUGGGGGACUUUGGCCUGGACAUCUACCUGACACAGCUGAUAUUUGGACUAGUGGAGGUGCCCGCCCGUUUUUCCAGCAUCCCCAUAAUGGAGAAGCUGGGUCGCAAGUGGAGCCUGUCAGGUUCCCUGACUCUGGCUGGUACUAUGUGCAUCAUCAUCAUCUUCAUCCCAGCAGGUCUCCCCACGGUGGUCACUGUGCUGGCUGUGGUGGGAAAGUUUGCGUCAUCUUCUGCCUUCACCAUAUCCUAUGUGUACACUGCUGAGCUGUACCCCACCAUCAUCAGGCAAACAGGCAUGGGGCUGGUGAGCAUCUUCUCCAGGAUUGCUGGCAUCAUCACACCGCUCGUGAUGCUGCUGGAACAGUACCACAGGGCUGUCCCCAUGGUCAUCUUUGGCAGCUUCCCCAUCGUGGCAGGCCUACUGUGUGCUCUGCUGCCUGAGACGAAGGGCCAGACCCUGAAGGACACCAUCCAGGACCUGGAGAAGGGGCGCCCCCUGCGUCAGGUCUUCAUGGUCCUCGAUGAGGCUCACCACUGCUCAGUGCCCUGGGUCAAGAACCACACUCUCAACCUAAGUGCUGCAGAACAGCUGGCAAUAAGCAUACCCAACGACACAGCGGGCAGACCUGAGUCCUGCCUCAUGUUCCAGCCACCUCCUGACAAUGCCAGCCUGGAAGACAUCCUCAGCCACCGCUUCAAUGAGACACAGGCCUGCGACUCAGGCUGGGAGUACCCUGAGAACAGGCCUCAGUCCCUAAAGAAUGAGUUUGACCUGGUGUGUGGUCGGAAGUACCUGAAGAGGACUUUACAGUCGGUAGUCAUGGCUGGCCUCCUCGUUGGGGCCCUCAUCUUUGGGCCCCUCUGUGACUGGAUUGGCCGCAGACCCUCCCUCCUGGUGCAGCUGCUUCUGUCUGCCAUCAUGGGCAUGGCCGCAGCCUGCGUGUCCAGCUUUGAGCUUUAUAUGACCCUAAGCUUUGGCUUGGCUACCACUGUGGCUGGAUUUUUACUCAGCACCAAUGUCCUCCUUUCAGAAUGGGUGGGGCCGUCCUGGAGAACACGGGCCAUGGUCCUGUCCCAGAGCAACAUUGCCAUUGGACUGAUGGUGCUAGCAGGCCUGGCCUAUGGUGUCCGCAACUGGAGACUGCUUCAGAUCGCAGGCACCGCACCAGUCUUCCUGCUCGUCUUCUACUUCUGGGUUUUGCCAGAAUCUCCUCGGUGGCUCCUCUCCAAAGGAAGGAUAGAGGAGGCCAAACAACUGAUCCAGAAGGCAGCCUUGGCGAACAGGCGGUCCCUUUCUCCAGAACUCCUGAGCCAGCUGACCCCUGAGAAGACAGGUCCCUCGGGAAAUGCGCUGGAUCUUUUCAGACACCCCUAUCUCAGGAAGGUGACACUGGUUCUCAUUGCUGUCUGGUUUGUGGACAGUCUGGUGUACUAUGGCCUUGGUCUCCAAGUGGGGGACUUUGGCCUGGACAUCUACCUGACACAGCUGAUAUUUGGACUAGUGGAGGUGCCCGCCCGUUUUUCCAGCAUCCCCAUAAUGGAGAAGCUGGGUCGCAAGUGGAGCCUGUCAGGUUCCCUGACUCUGGCUGGUACUAUGUGCAUCAUCAUCAUCUUCAUCCCAGCAGGUCUCCCCACGGUGGUCACUGUGCUGGCUGUGGUGGGAAAGUUUGCGUCAUCUUCUGCCUUCACCAUAUCCUAUGUGUACACUGCUGAGCUGUACCCCACCAUCAUCAGGCAAACAGGCAUGGGGCUGGUGAGCAUCUUCUCCAGGAUUGCUGGCAUCAUCACACCGCUCGUGAUGCUGCUGGAACAGUACCACAGGGCUGUCCCCAUGGUCAUCUUUGGCAGCUUCCCCAUCGUGGCAGGCCUACUGUGUGCUCUGCUGCCUGAGACGAAGGGCCAGAUCCUGAAGGACACCAUCCAGGACCUGGAGAAGGGGCACCCCCCGCGGUCCCACAACACUGCACCCCAGAGAAAAGAAAUGGAUGCCAUAGGAAGGACUUCCAGCAUGAGGAAGGCCAUUGUGAAUAGUUCGUACUUCUGACUGUGUCCACUGGGAGCCAGCCCACCAAAGACAGAGGACUUCCCAUGACAUCAUCUGGAUUUUGUCAGGAUUUACAGGGACACAGGAAUUAGACAGCCUUGUUCAUGUAGCAACACAGCAUGACCUGUUCACGGCCCCAGCUCCACGGGGCAGAGCCCAAUGGAAGCGUCAAGGACUGGACCCCUUCUUCUUCACAACUCCCAGACACAAACUACACCCCACUACCAUGACUGAGUUGGGAUCGGGUCUCUCUUGGUCUUUUCUGACAGGCUUACUGUUAUGGCCUCACUGUCCCCUCAGCCUGGAAUACUCCACCCUCCUAAAACAGAACAGAAGCCAACAGCCCCAUCCCAAACAAAGCAGCUCAAACCCAGAACAGGGUGCUAGGAAGGGCCAGCUACAGGAGCAGGCUAACAAAAAUGCUGUGCCAUAUUCACUUUGAGGAUCCCUUCUUCCUGGCCAGUGGUCAGCUUGUGCCUCACAUGUGUGAGGCUGGCAAGGAAAGGGUGCCCUGCCCCUGCCCGCUGUGCCAUGAUGCCCAGUAGGUAAGGAAGAGGGCAGAGCUCCUUCUGUUUAACUGCUGUUAGUUCUUUCUUCCCAGUGGGCCCUGGCUCAUCGGCAGACUGCCCUUGAUGGCUUCGAAGAACUGGCUUUGCUGCCGGGCACAUGCUGGGGCCAUUUAGAGGUUCUCUGUGUUGUUUGGUAGCAGAAACACCAUUCUCUUACCCGUAAGAGAUGUAAUUGGGGCCAAGCUCUUGUGUAUAUUUACAGACGGUCUCCUGUCAAUUAGGUUAUGUUUAGUGGUUUCUCAUGAGCACUACAGACGCUAAGACAUCUGGGAUCCCAGGGGAGAUUCUACCCAGGCCAGAUCUCUUUUCAGUAGCAGGGAACUUUAAGAAGGACAUAGUGGCUGGAUAUGCCAAUCCACACCUGACCUCUAGAGGGCACUGCUGAACAGAGAAUAGCCGGUCCAGAGCUACUAGGUGGUGAGGUUGUCUUUGCUGGGGUUGGUGCACUACUCAGACCUGGACUCCAGCCUUCCCAUUUUACAGAGAGUGAUAUUGUUCAGCAUGUGGGAGGCAUUGAGUUUACUUCUCAAUGCUCUCACCUACCCACACGCUUGCUCAAAAUGGGUGAUUUCAUGGGUUACUUCACAAUAAACCGCAGACUCUGCCCAGUAAUGCAAAGUGAAGAGCUCUGGGAGUGUGCUCUCUGCAGGCCAUGUCUGGGAUUAAGACCACUGUACUAGACACUGGCUUGAGUUCUGUGUCUGAGCUCUAAGAUGUUGCCCUAACCUCUGGUUAACUGUGCCUCUACUUUGACACAGUCCCUAAAGGCCUGAUCCUUAUGUCAUCCACUUCCUCUCACAAAUGUAAACCCACGUCCUUGUUACUGUGGGCCACAGCGUCCUUGUUAUUGUGGGCCACUGUGUCCUUGUUACUGUGGGCCACUGCGUCUUUGUUACUGUGGGCCACCGUGUCCUUGUUACUGUGGGCCACCGUGUCUUUCUUACUAUGGGCCACUGCAUCCUUGUUACUGUGGGCCAGUGUCGGUAAACAACCCAUGUCCUCAGCCCUUCUCAGAAGGCCUCUGUCCCCUCUGCCUCUGCAUACACUGUGAAAGCUCUCACAGCAGGGGAGCUGGGUGAAGGGCCCCUUCCUCAGUGAUACUUCUUGGCCAUCACAUCCCCUCACUUGCCAAACUCAAUAUGUGGAAGCCCCCACACUGAGUCUGGUCCUUCUUCUGCACCUCUAGAUCAUGUGCCCACCUUCUAUAACCUUUCUCCUGGGCAUAGCUACCCUGUGUAUUCUCCUUACUGUCAUCCUUUGGAGAAAACCCUUUCCUUCCAAAAUCUCAUACAAGAGAAUAGAAGAGUGAGCUCUCGCAGACACCGCUUACCACAGCCUCUGCUCUGGUUACUUCUGUCUAACUGCAAGCAGAGUGAGAGAACAGGUUCAAGAUUCUAUUUUGAAUCUUAAUUUCUAUUUGUGUGUGUUUAUCUGUCUGCCACAUGAAUGCUGUGCCUGCAGAGGCUAAAAGAGGGCGCUAGGUGCCCUGAACUAGAGUGGCAGGCAUAUGCAAGCUGCCUGAGGUAGGUAGCGUGGAAUGGAACAGGGGAGCUCUGGAAGAGCUGCAAGACCUCCUCACUGCUGAGACAUCCUUCAGCCCUGACAAAAUGACUUUCUAGGAAGAAGGAUUUCUGCUCAUGUUUUCAAAAGGCUUCCUCCAUGGCCACUCAGCCCCGAGUGCUUUAGCUGAACGUCAUGGGGGUGGGAGCGAGGGGGGGGUGAGGUUCUCCACCUCUUGAAGAUUAGGGUAGAAGGUGAGGAAUGGCCCAGGGACUAUGUACAGCUUUUGAAGGUUUACCUCUAGUGACCUACUUUCUCUGUCAAAGACCCACCUCCUAGGUUCCUCAAGCUUUUUAAAAUAGGGCCACCAGGUCAGUAUCCAAUAUUCAACCCAUGAAACCCUUGGGGUCAUUUCAUACUCAAACCCUAAUGGCAUGCUAACACUUUGGUUGGUUUCCUCUGUUCUUCCACCUGACUUGGUCUGCUUGGAGUGCACAAGAGCAGCCAGGUGAUCUGAGGUGAGGGUGCCAGCAUGUUGUAAAGGAGAGGCCUGCUUGUUUGUCCCGGCUGCCUGGCUAGCUUAACCUCGAAAUAACCACACAGAAACUGUAUUAAUUAAAUGACUGCUUGGCUUAUUAGCUCUAACAUCUUAUUGGCUAACUCUUACACCUGGAUUUAACCCAUUUCUAUUAAUAUUGCCACAUGUCUGUGGCUUCCUGGGAAAGAUUCAGCAUGUCUGACUCUGGUGGCUUCAUGGCAGUUCUCCUCACUUUGCUUUCUUCCUCCCAGAAUUCGGUUCUGUCUUCUCUGCCUACCUAAGUUCUGCCCUAUCAAGGACCCAAAGCAGUUUCCUUAUUAACCAAUGGAAGCAACACAAAGAUAGAAGGACCUCCUACACCGACAGCAUGGCCAGGUUCUGGUGAGGAGCCUUUCUCUGUGCCUGUGUGCAUGCCUAUAUGAGCUUUUCUAGACCUCUGGGAAUGGAAGGCCACCUCUCUUGGUCCUCAUGUGGCCUUUCUUGGUGUGUGUGUAUGGAGAAAAAUUUCUCUUUCCCCUCCUCCUAUUAGGUCACUAAUUCCAUCGGGGAGGUGUCUCACCUUGAUGAUCAUAUUUAGAUAUGAUCUAAUCAUGGCCAUGGCCUCACCUCCACAUACUGUGACCCUGAGGGAAAGAAUGCAGACAUUCUACAGCAACCUUAGUUCCACUGGGACCUUGUGGUCUGUUGACUCUUAUCCCAGAUCAGAGCAGAAGCUGUCCCUCCACCUGCUGUGGAGACAGAUCGGUCCUGUUGUUGUUACCAGCACCUCACACUUUAAUUCCUGUGCUGUUUGGUUGUGUCCAACUAGAAAAGCCAUAGCGAGUGAGCCCAGGUACCCGUGCUGCCUCGACACCCCAGACUGCAGGAGAGUCUUGUCCUGUUCGGUUUUUCUGUGAAUCCAGCGACCAGCCUUCACAGGCUCUUAGCAGCCCAGCUCCUAAUGGGCUUCUUUUCUGUCUUCACUAACAACCAUUUCUUUUCUUCACUCUGCGUGUCUCCCAUCAUGCAUUUCCUAAAAAGAAGUCCCCCCCUUGCUUCAGAAAUGGGGGCCACCAUGGGUCACCUCUCCAGGCUGCCUACCAGCAACCGUUUUGUCCUGGAGGAGAUGCCAUGACCUUUACCACAAACCUGGUUGCUGCUAAAGGUUAAGCCUCUUCUCAGUCUCUACUCUCUCUUUCCUUGGAUCAAGGGUCCUGAUUGUCAGGGAGGUCAGGGAAGGCUCUAAAUUGCCCUCUUCUAAGUCUCUACUCUCUCUUUCCUUGGAUCAGGGAUCCUGGUUGUCAGAUAGUUCAGGGAAGGCUCUAAGUUGCAUUUGCCUCCGUGUUUCCACGGCAGCAAUAAACUUCAUUUCCUUCUGAAGUGCCAGGCAUUCUCAGAGCUCUCUAGUGAGCCAACAACUAUCCACUGUGCCACGUGGUCAGCCUAGGCCGCUUAUCUCUAGAGGAGUCUGGGACAGGACUUGGCCACCAUCAUAUUGGGGACAAGAAAGUCUGAGGGCCUCCCUGUGGGACUGGGCUUGUAUCACUCUUCCUUGAUUGCCAUCUCCUGGCUUUUGUACUUCAGAAGUGAGGGUCUAAGUUGUCCUAUUGUGUUUAGCUCACAUGAGUUGAAAGACCCUAAUAUUUACUAAUUCCUUCAUACAGCAAGGGAGACAGAAAUGGUAUUCUAGGCUGAUGUGUAUAUAUGAUGUAAUUUAAUUAUAUGUGUGCAUGCAUAGGGUAUAUAUGUGUGGUGUGUGGGGUCAGACGGUGUCUUAGUUGGGGUUCCAACUUAGCUGUGAAGAGACACAAGGACCAUGAUGAGUCUUAUAAAGAAAAUAUUUAGUUGAGAUGGCAACUUACAGGUUCAGAGGUUCAGUCCAUUGCCAUCAUGGUGGAACAUGGCAGCAUGCAGGCAGAUGUGGUGCUGGAGAAGUAACUGAGAAUCCUAUGUAGAUUUUAUGGGCAACAGGAAGUGUGGUCUGAGUGUCACACUGAGCAAAGCUUGGACAUAUUAUCAAAGCCCACCUUCACAGUGACGCACUUCCUACAACAAGGCCAUAUCUACUCCAACAAAGUCACACCUCCCCACAGCGACUCCCUUUGGGAGCCAUUUUCUUUGAGGGUGACCUUGCAUAUCAUUCCUCACCUCCCAUCUUGCCUGGGCUGGAGUCUUUGCUGUGUAUUACAGCGUAGCCUAUGGGGUUUCCCCAUCUCUCUUUCCCGUCUCAGUACAGUAGUGCUGGUGGGUUACAGAUGUGUGCUUCCAUUCCUGGCUUUACAGAAGCUCUGGGCAAUUCAAACACAGGCCCUCAUGCUUGCGUGGCAGACAUAUUCCUCACUAAACCACCUUCUCAGCCCCAUCAUGUGUGGACAUGCAUGUGUGUGCGUAAUUAAAAGCAAAACUAAUUAACAUGUAUAGCUGGUGUGACUAUUAGCUCUUUAAGCUCAUGUGUAAAGAACCAGCGUCUCCUUCCAUUAAGCCUCUCUCUGUCAUGUCUCCGAUGACAGCAGUGUUCCUCGAUGCCUAGAGAUGAAACCAGAGGCAGGGCUCACAGGACCAGGUGGGUAGAGACUUGGGACUUACAGGACCAGUGGCUCCCCAUCAUGAUUAUUUUUCUUACCAACUGCUGGGAUCUCAAUGUGCUGCUGCUCAGGCCCUCAUCCCUAACACUUCAGGUGUGUUAAGAUCGGGGAACUCAAAGGGGCUUGAGGGCCUUGGAGCAGCUGCUUGGGUGACCUAUAAACACCUGGGAGUCCUGAUGAAGAAGAGAGUUCUGGGUUCCAGACACCAAGAGGAUUUCUGUGCCUUUCGCAGGGAAGAGGAGACUUGAAGUUCCAUGAACUAAAGAAUAGCUAUAAGGGUGGUUCUCUGUGAUGAUGACUUUAAUAGCAAAUUUGGAGAGAGGGAGAGAGAGCUAGCUAGCAAGAUAGAUAGAUAGAUAGAUAGAUAGAUAGACAGACAG
Alexandromys fortis (reed vole) is the source of this 8744-nucleotide messenger RNA. It is a transcript of the gene Slc22a13, whose product is annotated as solute carrier family 22 member 13. The record is from RefSeq and is a predicted model, not a curated record. Gene Ontology annotation, biological process: transmembrane transport. Gene Ontology annotation, molecular function: transmembrane transporter activity. Lineage: Eukaryota; Metazoa; Chordata; Mammalia; Rodentia; Cricetidae. The transcript has 19 exons. Gene Ontology annotation, cellular component: membrane. Bases 89 to 3193 code for a protein of 1034 amino acids.